ACAUUUCAUAUAGAAAAUUACAAAUGCAAGAAAUUACAGAAAGAUUAAUUAAGCAUUUUAAAAAUAAAGAAUAUGCAGUUGCUUCUGAAAAAAAGAACUAUACUAUUCAUAUAAAAGAUCCCUUUCAUCCUAUGGAUAGCAUUCAAGCACCAUUGACAAGUGGAAUACCUAAAAAUUGUAGUGCGAAACUUCGUAAACCUAGUCAAUUUUCUUAUUCUAAUGAUAUGCAAUUUAAUGAAACUGAAACAAGUCAUAUCGAUGAAAUUAACCAAGAAUGCGCUAAUUAUGAUAGUCUUGAGGAUUUGUCACUUUCUGAAAUUUCAAUUAAUAAUAUUGAAAAUACUUCAAGGUUUGCAGAACCCCACUCAAUCCAAAAUGAUGCUACUUUUACUACAAAAAGAUCGCUUGAAGAACUUUUCCUUGAAAAAGAAUAUGCUUAG
Molecule: messenger RNA, 440 nt
Organism: Scutellospora calospora
Lineage: Eukaryota; Fungi; Glomeromycota; Glomeromycetes; Diversisporales; Gigasporaceae
Source: the annotation of a GenBank genome assembly